This is a messenger RNA of Myxocyprinus asiaticus (Chinese sucker), 684 nucleotides long. RefSeq names its product potassium channel tetramerization domain containing 6a (gene kctd6a). Lineage: Eukaryota; Metazoa; Chordata; Actinopteri; Cypriniformes; Catostomidae. Gene Ontology annotation, biological process: protein homooligomerization. Gene Ontology annotation, molecular function: protein binding. The record is from RefSeq and is a predicted model, not a curated record.
AUGACGGACACAGUUACCCUAAAUCUUGGUGUACAAUUGUACACUACAUCGCUGUCCACACUGCAGCAUUAUCCAGACUCUAUGUUGGGUGCCAUGUUCCGUGGCGAUUUUCCCACCACACGAGAUCGUGGACACUAUUUCAUAGAUCGGGAUGGUCCUCUAUUCUGUUAUGUCUUGAACUUCUUACGAACCUCAAAACUGAUGCUACCAUGUGACUUCAAAGAGACGGAGCUCCUCAGGAUGGAAGCCAACUUCUACCAGAUAGAACCCUUGAUCCAGUGUUUAAGCGACAUCAAACCCCUUUAUCCUCUGGACACUUUUGGCCAAGUGGUAGAACUUUCGAGUACUCACAAACUCUCCAAGUACUCAAAUCCAGUGGCUGUCAUUAUCACCCCACACACCGUCACCACCAAAGUACACUCGUUGCUUGAAGGCAUCUCCAAAAACUUCACCAGAUGGAAUAAACACAUGAUGGAUACCAGAGACUUUCAAGUGUCAUUUACCUUUGGACCAUGCGACCACCAUCAGGAGGUGUCUCUUAGGGUGCAUUUGGUGGAGUACAUCUCCAAGCAAGGUUUCCCAAUUCGAAACACGUAGAUACACCAUAUGAGUGAACGCACUAAUGAGAAUAUGGUGGAGCACCAUUGGACUCUCUGUAGAGUCACUCAGAAGGUUGAGGACUGA